AUGCAUUCCCUCACCGCAUCAUUCAUCUCCCUCUCCUUGCUCUCGGGGUCAGUUCACGCCCAGAACGCCCAAAGCGUCGCCCGAGUCUGGACACACUUCUACCCCAACUGCCCCGGCGACGCCUUCUCCAAGCUAGACACAUACGAGAACUAUCAGGAAACAGCGCCAUCUAAAGACAUCACUGUCGGUAGCUGUGAGAGCAUCUCAGUCCCCUCCUACGAGCACAGCAUCGUCAGUGCCAUCUCCAUUGAUGGCGAACUCCUCUCCCACAACCACGACCUCCCCUUCCUAGAAGGUGGCAGCGGCUGCAACAUCACCGUGCACGAGGUCCCAGAAUGCAUCGACCCACCUCUGAUCAGCAAGGAAAUUCGCGACGGUGUCGAGGUCAGUGAAUGUAAAGGACGCCAGUUCGCAGCAUACAACCAAGUGUGGGUGAGCCUAGUGUGCGACAAAGAUAUCAACGGCAUCGCGGAUGGAGAUGUGGACCCUAAGGCCAAAACGCAAGCCAAGCAAGCCAACACACAGCAGACGAAUGAACCCAAUGAGCCCGUGCGCGCUGAGAAACAGACCUCGAUUGAGGAUAUCAACAACAUCCAGACUCCCGGGUCAAACUCGGAUUCCUGGCAUUUGUCGCAGAUCACGCAGAACCAGCGUGAGCCUGAGCAGGAGGGUCGUGUUAACAAUGCUGGACAUGCUGAGAGCCAGCAGAUUGUUCAUAAGAUGAUGGAGCUGUUGAAAAAUAAGCCUUCUGUUCUUAUUGAUGGCAAGCACAAUGGUACUCAUCACUUUAAUGUUACCAUGCAUCAGAACGGUACUGUUGCUGGCAACCGUACUGUUAUCUCGCGUCGACGUCUGUCUGCCUUGCGCAAGCGCGUGGCUCGGUUCGUUUGA
Molecule: messenger RNA, 891 nt
Organism: Penicillium canescens
Lineage: Eukaryota; Fungi; Ascomycota; Eurotiomycetes; Eurotiales; Aspergillaceae
Exons: 1
Coding region: 1-891 (296 amino acids)
Source: RefSeq, a predicted model, not a curated record